This is a messenger RNA of Peronospora belbahrii, 234 nucleotides long. NCBI's taxonomy places the organism in Eukaryota, Oomycota, Peronosporomycetes, Peronosporales, Peronosporaceae. The record is from the annotation of a GenBank genome assembly.
AUGUCGCUAUUUCGAUGCGAAUACGGAGUAUCUCAAACCCAAAGCGAUCGUAAAUUCCCUGUGUGUCCAGUAACAGCACAAGCUGACCGGUUGGUUUGCGUACCGGAGGCUGUGGUGCCCAUAGCCAAAGUCCUCUGCUUGCCCGUUCUAAAAUUCAAGUUCACGACAAUCUGUGCCACAGGCUCAUGGAAGCUCUCAAAAAAGACUGGAUCAAUGUUAUCAUAUCACAAAUAA